This is a messenger RNA of Arthroderma uncinatum, 768 nucleotides long. RefSeq lists its product as uncharacterized. NCBI's taxonomy places the organism in Eukaryota, Fungi, Ascomycota, Eurotiomycetes, Onygenales, Arthrodermataceae. The transcript is spliced from 3 exons. Gene Ontology annotation, molecular function: manganese ion binding. The record is from RefSeq and is a predicted model, not a curated record. The coding region runs from base 1 to 768 and encodes 255 amino acids.
AUGUCUAGCAGCCCAGAGGCUCCGUCUCAACGCAGGUGGAAUAGCGCUAGGAGGGUUGUGAGCAGAGGGGAAGCGGAAUUAGAGAAGAUGAUGCCUGCCCCCUUGCAUGUCAUCAAAGCAGGACUUGAGGCUCAACGGGUCAGAGGGAUACAGCCGGCCCACAACCAUCCAACAGCUCAAGAAGUCAACAAUAGCCCUGUCCCAGCUGGUCAUAACCCCUCCAGAGCCGCUAAGGCUGAGAAGACCGAUAAAUCAAAACGCGGCCCUGCCAAAGAGCAGACGACUAGCAAUGGCCAAGACGGGCCUUCCUCGUCGCGGGACCUCACGGAGGCAAUGGAGGUGCCCAUAGUUGACGCCGAGAAUGAACAAAGCUAUUAUCAUGUCCCCAACCUCGAAGGUUUUGAUGCACCCGGUAAUGAUGGCCACGACCUCACGUUCUCGACGGGGCAUUGUGACAACUCCGAUGAGAGACAGUCUUCUACCCCCGUUAGCCCACCUGCACCAGGGAACGGCCGCAUGAUGAUUAAUUUCGAAUUUGCGAAUGGCCCAAGUGUCACAAUUAACAUUAACCAGGAUAUCAAGAAGGGUCCAGAAGGGGGUUCCAACGCAACGCCAACUUUGCAAUCGCAGAGGAACUCGGUGGCGAGCAGCGGUCGACCGAUGGAAUUAGGGUAUGCACAGGCAGACCCGAGAAUCUUGCUGGUGAUCGGAUUGAUUUGUGGCGUUUUCGGGCUGACGACGGCCUAUGUUAUUCAACAGUUUGCUUAA